AUGGAAACUAACCUUAAACUCUCAAGAACUCAUGGUGAGCUUCUCACAGACCCUACUAGUUAUAGAAGAUCGGUUGGCAGGUUGCUUUAUCUCACGAUUACAAGACCAGAUAUCUCAUAUUCUGUUCAAAUCCUAAGCCAAUUUAUGGAUUGUCCUCGACAACCUCAUUUGGAUGCUGCCAAUAGAGUGUUAAGGUAUAUCAAGAAUGCCUCGGGUCAAGGUCUGUUCUACCCUUCCUCUUCCAAGAUACAUCUUAAGGGUUUUUGCGACUCUGAUUGGGCAGGAUGCCCUGAUACUCGAAGGUCUGUCAGUGGUUAUUGCAUGCUCCAAGGGGACUCGUUGAUUUCUUGGAAAUCGAAAAAGCAGCACACUAUUUCUAGAUCCUCUGCAGAGGGUGAGUAUAGAUCCAUGGCUGCUUCUACUUGUGAGAUAGUUUGGCUUCUCAGUUUGCUCAAAGACCUUCAUGUUUCACAUCCUCAACCGGCUCUUCUUUUUUGUGACAGCUAG
Molecule: messenger RNA, 507 nt
Organism: Corylus avellana
Lineage: Eukaryota; Viridiplantae; Streptophyta; Magnoliopsida; Fagales; Betulaceae
Source: RefSeq, a predicted model, not a curated record